AUGGCUGUAUCACAGAAAAUACGCAACUUUAUGGAGCAAGGCUCCUGGAUACGAAGAAUGUUCGAGGAGGGUAUCGAACUGAAGCGGCAGUUCGGUGACGAAAAUGUCUUCGACCUGUCGCUUGGCAAUCCGGUCAUUCAGCCUCCACAGGAGUUCUUCGAUGAGCUGCGGCGCAUUGCCAACGAUCCUGCGCCCGGCAUUCAUCGCUACAUGCCGAACGCAGGGUAUGCCGAGACGCGCGCGGCAGUGGCGGAACAGCUCUCAACAGAGACGGGGCUCGACUUCACCGCAGAUGAGAUCGUGAUGACAUGCGGUGCGGGUGGCGCGCUGAACGUCGUUCUAAAGACGCUUCUCGACCCGGGCGAUGAGGUUGUCAUCUUCUCGCCAUUCUUCGUCGAGUAUCACUUCUAUGCUGACAACCACGGCGGCUCGUGCCGCGUUGUGCCGCCGGACGAGAACUUUCUGCCGGACAUGCAGGCGCUCCGCAAAUUCCCUCAAUGA
This is a messenger RNA of Geodia barretti, 501 nucleotides long. The record is from the annotation of a GenBank genome assembly. NCBI's taxonomy places the organism in Eukaryota, Metazoa, Porifera, Demospongiae, Tetractinellida, Geodiidae.